This is a messenger RNA of Acinonyx jubatus (cheetah), 1449 nucleotides long. It is a transcript of the gene MRPL30, whose product is annotated as mitochondrial ribosomal protein L30. Gene Ontology annotation, molecular function: structural constituent of ribosome. Lineage: Eukaryota; Metazoa; Chordata; Mammalia; Carnivora; Felidae. The record is from RefSeq and is a predicted model, not a curated record. The transcript has 6 exons. Bases 878 to 1363 code for a protein of 161 amino acids. Gene Ontology annotation, biological process: translation. Gene Ontology annotation, cellular component: mitochondrion; large ribosomal subunit.
CCUUUCACUUCAACAGUGAGAAACCUGGCUCAUUGAUUGGAAUGUUUGGGGAAGAGGAGUUGACAUGAUUUGAUUUGGGAUUUUAAUGAAAUGGUUGCUGCUAUGGAGAAGAGAGCUUAUGGAAGUUGGACUGGAAAGUGGAAGGCCCCUUAGGAGGCUUUUGCUGAAAUCUAAAUGAUAAGAGAAAAAUAAAAAAAUGUGAAGCCAAAUGAAUUGGGUUAAUAUAUAAUGUUUAACUUAGGAGGAAGAAGUAUGGUAGAGAAAAUAAUUUAUCGUUACCUAUUUGAUUGCAGAGCCAGAGGAUUAAAUAAGCAUCUCUUCUAAGGAAGCGUCAAUACAAAAUAUAUAUAAACAACCAGCCAAGCAAUGGCUGACGAUUUGCACUAGAUACUGAUUUGAACUAGAAAUUCUUAUGCUGUAUAGUAAUCUUUGAAGUCUGAAUGAGAGUUAUGAAAUUUUGAUAUACUUCUGAAUUCUGAGUUGAGCAGAUCAUAGUUCUAACCCAUUAAUUGAUUCAAACAUUCAUAAACAAACACUGGGUGCCUACUGUUCAUCAGAUACUGUGCUAGAUGCUGAGAGUAGAAAAUGAACAAGAUAAAAUUCUGGCUUUCAUGGCAUUAAGGAUUUAGUAGUUGACUCUUCUAAAACUGAUGCAUAAUUAAUUUUGAGAGACUGGUUUAGUUGCUGAGAAUUUUUCAAAAGUCUUGGCUCUUUUAAUGGGACAUCUUGCGUUGAUUCCCACAACUUCAUUGUUUUGUCCACAUCACAGGAAAGACUUGACGAGCUUGAGUGAGCCAGAAUCUGGUGGAUUCACCGAAGUACAGCAUUUACCCAAUUUUAGUGUGUUAGGCCUUUGAAGAGAACAGUCACCACACUCAUGGCAGGGAUUUUGCGCUCAAUAGUUCAGAAGCCCCCAGGUGGACUCCAAACUGUAACAAAAGGUGUGGAGUCUCUCAUUUGUACAGAUUGGAUUCGUCACAAAUUUACCAAGUCAAGAAUUCCAGAUAAAGUAUUUCAGCCUUCACCUGCAGAUCAUGAAAAAUAUGGUGGGGAUCCACAGCACCCUCAUAAACUACAUAUUGUUACCAGAAUAAAGAGUACAAAAAGACGUCCAUAUUGGGAAAAAGAUAUAAUAAAGAUGCUUGGAUUAGAAAAAGCACAUACUCCUCAAGUUCACAAGAAUAUACCUUCAGUGAAUGCAAAACUGAAAGUGGUUAAACAUUUGAUAAGAAUCCAGCCCCUGAAGUUGCCACAAGGACUUCCAGCGGAAGAGGACAUGUCUAACACGUGCCUCAAGAGCACUGGGGAAUUAGUGGUGCGGUGGCAUCUAAACCCUGUAGAUCAGGAAGCAGUUAAGUCCUAAUGCCAGAGCAGUUUCAUAUUUAAAAAUGUAAAUCAUUUUUAUUUAAAGAUAGAAAGUGUUCUCAUUAAAAUAUAUUUUAAAUUCUA